This is a messenger RNA of Lizanozyma spartinae, 1062 nucleotides long. RefSeq lists its product as uncharacterized. Bases 1 to 1062 code for a protein of 353 amino acids. NCBI's taxonomy places the organism in Eukaryota, Fungi, Ascomycota, Pichiomycetes, Serinales, Debaryomycetaceae. The record is from RefSeq and is a predicted model, not a curated record. Gene Ontology annotation, cellular component: peroxisomal matrix. Gene Ontology annotation, molecular function: fatty acyl-CoA hydrolase activity. The transcript has a single exon. Gene Ontology annotation, biological process: acyl-CoA metabolic process; fatty acid catabolic process.
AUGUCAAAAGAUAAUGCUAGCUUCAAGAAAAAAGUUGACGUUAUUUCGAAGAACAACCCAGUCCCCGAUUUCGAUUUUGAGGAGACUUUUAGGUUAAUCAAAGUGGAUGAUGAACAUUACAUAGGUGCCCAUCCUCUUAAAUUGCCCAUAAAUGGAGCAAGAGGUGUAUAUGGGGGACAUAUAGUGGCUCAAUCAUUGUAUGCUGCUAUGGAAUCAAGUGAUAAAACUCUUUACAGGCCAUAUGCGUUCCAUUCAUAUUUCCUUCGUCCUGGAAAUCAUAAGCAUCCAAUGGAAUUCAAAGUUCUUAAGUUGGAUGACACAAGUGACCCGGAUAUCAUUUACAGAGAUAUUAUGGUGAGUCAAAACGGCAAGACAAAAUUGAGUUGCAGGGUUAGCUUGAUCAAAAAGAACUGCUCGUUCAAGCCACCCAAAGAACAAGAAAAAGAAGACAAAGAAAUUGGUAUCAAAGAAACAGAGAGCCCCUUUUCAAAUGAAAAAAUUGACCUGGACUUCUAUAAAGUCAAUCAUACAACUUUCAUCUCGAACGCUUACCUGGAUGAAUUCCUUGAUUAUACAAAAUGUCCGGAAGAGCUCCAAUUAGAUCCAUCGGAGAGGUCAAUUACAGUCUAUAGUAAGAUUAAGCAAGAUACUCCGAUAAAAGACCCCAACAUCAAUUUUUUAGGUCUUGCAGAUUUGUCUGAUUCCGCCUUUUUGACCACAUUGGCAAGGGUAUUACAUGUGCCCUGGAACUUAACAGAAGGAACAGAGGAACCCGACCAAAAUAAAAGUGCAUUGGAGCAAUUGUUGACUCAGCUGUUUAAUGUUCUUCAUAUUUUCCACUACAAUGCAAUGUCAAUGGAUCACCAUAUCUACUUUCAUGCGGAUUGUGAUCAACUUGAUGUCUUUUCGUCAUGGCACAAGUUCAAGUAUCAUUACAAACGGCUCAGCAACAACCGAGCUCUAGUGCAGGGUGGCUUUUUCGACAAUAAGGGAAAUUGUAUGGCAACUGUCAUACAAGAAGGACUUGUGUACAUGGUUCCUGAAAUGGCACUGAGAUUGUGA